AUGUAUAAGGUUGUUGCGGAUUCUGCUGUUCCUUACAUGGUUAUGCACAUGAGAGGAGAUCCAUGUACAAUGCAGAACAAAGAGACUUUGGAGUAUAAUGAUGUAUGCAAGGAUGUUGCUUCAGAGCUUUAUUCGAGAGUAAGAGACGCAGUGCUCUCUGGGAUUCCAGCUUGGAGGAUUAUGACUGAUCCAGGAAUAGGGUUUUCGAAGAAAAUUGAUGACAAUCUAGAUAUUAUCAUGGAUCUUCCGAAAAUCCGGAAAGAGAUGGCUAAGAAGAGCGUAGCAUUGUCUCAUGCACCUAUGCUUAUAAGACCUUUAAGGAAGAGAUUCUUGGGAGAUAUUUGUGGCCGUCCUGAGGCAAGUGAAAGAGAUCCUUAA
Messenger RNA from Microthlaspi erraticum, 378 nucleotides. The record is from the annotation of a GenBank genome assembly. NCBI's taxonomy places the organism in Eukaryota, Viridiplantae, Streptophyta, Magnoliopsida, Brassicales, Brassicaceae.